GUUUAGAGGGUCAAGCUGGGGAGAAGAAGAGAGAACGAGAUGGUGAGAAAGAAGUGCGCUGAAUUCUGUGGAUGAGGGAGCCAUGGCGAGUAUAUCCGAUCGUGGAAUGUGAAACAUCCGCGCCGGAUGUUACGUUAUGAGUGCGGAUGUUAACUGGAGCAGUGCUCGACCUUACAUCCGCAUUUCUCUGCAGAUCGAUCACUAUGAUGAUCAGGGCCGCUGGCCUGGGAUAGCCAAACCAGGUCAGUCGAUGUGGCGAAGUCACACGGAGACGGAAAAGAAGGACGUCCUCUCCCACCGUCCUCUCGCGCGACAGCAAUGCAGAAUUAGGCAGAGCGCGAAAUGAGAGGAGGUGUCGAGGAAAUGCAACGGUGAACAAUGUAUGGUGGUGUCCGACCGGGAACUCGGUCAAGGUACCUAUCCACGGGGAGAAAGGAUGUCACCACAGCCACUCCGACGCCUGCGUGAUCGAUUCGGACCCGUACAUCUACGCUCUGGUCUCAUCAUGCCAAGCAGGUCCCUGAUCUUCGCCACAGCUCGUAAAGUAGGUCCCUGAUCUUCGCCACAGCUCGUAAAGCAGGUCCCUGAUCUUCGCCAAGGCUCGUAAAAGUGUAGCGGGAGAGCAUGACAUGCCCGACGACGCCGCCGGUCUCGCCGCGGUUCUGCAAAUUCCGAUGAGAGGUGGGGAUGUUAUGGG
Molecule: messenger RNA, 697 nt
Organism: Stereum hirsutum FP-91666 SS1
Lineage: Eukaryota; Fungi; Basidiomycota; Agaricomycetes; Russulales; Stereaceae
Exons: 3
Coding region: 137-346 (69 amino acids)
Source: RefSeq, a predicted model, not a curated record